CUCACACAUCUUUCACAGAUCACAACAAAAUAUACAUAACAAGUUUGGAUCUAGCUACUUCAACCAAAAAAGUGCAAAUCUAGCAAAAGAAAAACAUGGCAAGCUACAAGUUUCUUGUUGUCUUGGUUUUGUUCGCUACCUGCUUAUCUCUUGCUAAUUCAGACCCGUUUAGAACCACACCCUCGGGACAAACUGAAACGGUAGUGAAUCUCAAUGAUGAAACGGAUGCAAAAGAACCUCAGCAAUAUGGUGGAGGAUACAACUCAGGUAGGUGCAGGUACGGUUGCUGCUAUCGGGGAAGCUACGGCUGCAUCCGCUGCUGUGGUUACCCCAAUGAGGAAACUAACAAUGUGGAGACCUCCAAACGCGGCCGUGGCGGCUGCAAAUACGGUUGCUGCGGCAGCUAUGCUUAUGGACAGUGCAGCGCAUGUUGCAGCCGCACCCAAGUCGCAGAAAAAUCUACCGAGCAGGAAGCUUCUCCAUGAAAAGGGAGCUAAAAACCAUGGAUAUGUUACCGUAUAACGUAUGGCCACAUUAAGCACUUGUUUUAAUACAAUAAAAUGGUACUAUGAACGUAUCUUAGAUGGUACGUGGAAAUAAAGUAAGUGGCCUUUUGUAUAUGUUUGUGUGUAUGCGCAGUUCUAAAUAUAUAUAUAUAUAUAUAUAUAUAUUUAUAUAUGUUUAAGCUUGAAGAAUACUUAAAUUUAUGACGUUUGAAUUA
Messenger RNA from Camelina sativa (false flax), 721 nucleotides. NCBI's taxonomy places the organism in Eukaryota, Viridiplantae, Streptophyta, Magnoliopsida, Brassicales, Brassicaceae. The record is from RefSeq and is a predicted model, not a curated record.